AUGGCGUCGAGACGUAUGUUGAAUGACUCUGUAAUUGUCGGGGAUUAUUUUAGCUCUCCUAAGAAACAAGAGCAAAAUAAUAUCGUCACAAUCUCUACACCACGCAGGGCAACUAACCUUAUCAAACUCGGUGAGGAAUUAUUUUGGGAAAGCUCUCUAGAAUGCUUAAAGAAUUUCGUAAAGGUCGAUCUGAAUAUCGAAGGAAAAUGGACGUCCCCGGGUGGCGAGGUGAAGGUCUUUACAACUAAAGAUCACGUAAUCAAAUGGACUGGGAAAAGUACGAGAAAGCUUGUGGUUAUGAAAGACGAUAGCAAACAAAGUGUGAGUAAAAAGCUGGAAAGACGAGUUAUAUUGAGCGAAGACAAAGGUGCCGAAGCAAAAGACCAGAACGACAUGCAUCACUACGAAUUGGAUAAUGCGAAUAAAAACGAAAUCAUCGAUAACUUCCUAAUAGUUGAUGAAAGCCAAAGAAACGAAUUCAGUACGGGUCAACACCAAAACGAAUUUUAA
This is a messenger RNA of Paramuricea clavata, 510 nucleotides long. Lineage: Eukaryota; Metazoa; Cnidaria; Anthozoa; Malacalcyonacea; Plexauridae. The record is from the annotation of a GenBank genome assembly.